Oncorhynchus nerka (sockeye salmon) is the source of this 1803-nucleotide messenger RNA. It is a transcript of the gene hwa, whose product is annotated as huluwa. Lineage: Eukaryota; Metazoa; Chordata; Actinopteri; Salmoniformes; Salmonidae. Bases 211 to 1179 code for a protein of 322 amino acids. The transcript has 3 exons. The record is from RefSeq and is a predicted model, not a curated record.
CAGAAAAUCUAAGAGACCAUGGACACAGGGUUCGCCAAGCACCAAAUCCAAGCACUCAUUGUGCAGAGUUCAAACGCAGGAUAGUGAAAUUGAUUGGUGCCACAAAACACCUGCGUGCUCACAGAAAAUAACCAAUUAGGAUAAGUAAUUUUGAACAAACUCACAAAUCUUGUAUUCUGGAAUUGGAUCCUAUAAACUAUUUGUGAUGAAAUGUCGCAAAUAGGCCCAUCAACACCACCCUCAAAUCGGAGUGAUGGUUUGCCAAUUACCAGUUUAACGCUACUUAUUAUUCUACUCUUACCGUGUGUGGUUCUUCUGUUGUUGUUGAACUGUUUGUUUCUGGGUUACAAGUUACACAUUUGUUCAAAGAAGAACAAAAAAAGACAACGAGAGGACUACGAGAGUAUGUUACAGUCUACUCUGUCGAUGCGCCAGAGAAUGAGCAGAAUAUCCGAGACGCCAUUGUUGCCAAAUCAAGAUGGGAAAGGGGCUUACAUCUCGGUUGCAGAGACAAUUCGGGCACAGCCCUCGAACUCUUCAAGAACUUCGUCAAAGGAGAGGGCAGCAGUAGACCAGAGAAUCCGAUUAAUCCGGCCGGACGGGGCCACAGGCGGUGGUUUGGAGUCUCCGAGGACGCAGAGCACCAUAUUGGCCACCUCCAGGGUCGACCAGACGCGUAGGUCACGAAUGUACAGCAGGAACAAAAUUAACUGGCGCAGAAGCGCCCCUGUCCUACCGCAGUCAAGUGAUUCAGAGGUAGAACGGCCUAACCUUGUACCACCCAACUCGCCUGCGCUAAAUAAUCCACACUCAACGGUAACAUCUGACCAGAGGCCCAUGCGUCGGUGCAGCACCAUGGAGCUAUUGAACAACAUAGAACACCAGUUUGAUAUGGUUGACUUCGAAUGUGACUAUACCAGUAACAUACCUCCAGAGACGUCAUGCUUUGUUGUAUCUGACAACUAUUCCACCAUGGGCCCUGGAUUGGACAGCGACUUUGGAGCAAGCGCCGGUGUCUCGCUCCGGAUUUUAUCCGCAGACAGCGACGGUCUCAACAACGGUGUGUGGGACUCCGGAAUGGAAUGGGACUAUUACGACCCGUGCUAUGUGAGGGAGAAAAACAUACCCAAACAGAAACAUCACAUGCCUGCAUUGCAUACCAAGCAUUAUUGGGUAUGAUGCCAGAGAACAUGAAAUAUUUUAAUAUUUAUUAUUAGGCUACAUAUUUUUCAUUCUAAAAAGCGCACUAACACAGAUUAUCACUUUUUCCAUUUAGCCAAAAGUAACUGCCCCCCGCCCCCACACACACCAGUUUUGUAAAGAACUGCACUCACUUUUGUAAAUCACACAUUUAUUCUCAUUAAACUAUGUAUAUUCAUUGUCCAAGACACUUCUACUAUUCACAUUGUUUGUUACACUUGAAUAAGCACAUUUAUUAUAUGCACUAAAAUUGCUUGAACAUUUGAUUUCAUCCACUACUAAAGUUGUCAAUAAAGAUUGUAUUGCUUGCAAUACAUAUUUCCCAAAAAUAAUUGAUUGGUUUCAUGGUUGAAGUUUAUUCCCUUUUCAAAGAUCUGUACAAAUUGCAAACUGACACCCACUAUUCACCAGUUAAUUUAUUGUUUUAAUUUCAUACAAUUCAAUUUAAAUGUUUUAAACCCUAUAUAUUCUUACAUUACAAGUCAUAAGCAAUUCCCCUCCCUUUCCUCUAUAACAGGCUAGUUUUAUAUCCUUCAUUAGUUGCACAUAUGAAGUCAGAAGUACUCACACAGGCUUCUGCCCCCCCUCCUUAAAUCCAUACAA